AUGAAUCAUCCGAAUAUGGAGGUCUCCCAACCAUUCCCUAUCCUGAAGCUUCCAUUUGUUGCAUUGUGGAAUGUGAUAAGAAGUAUGGGAAUAAAAGAAACAAUCGACUUGUCAUUCACUUCGAAAAAACUGGUUGCGAUCAUCAAGUCGAUACCAAUAGCGGAUCCUGAAAUUACAUUAGAAAUACGGCCUGAUGAACAACCGCCUUUUUUACCUGAAGAAACUUUCCAACCGUUGACUAUGACGGAGAAAUUUCAGAAAAGGAAGAAGUCUAUGGACGGGAAACUAGAUAGAAAAAAUAUGAGUAUUGAAUAUCUUGAAUACAUUUGUGCUCUAUUCCGGAACGAAAUAUCUACUCUCUUGAUAAAUGUGAACACAUCUUCCCUUGUACUCACUUCUCUUCUGGAAUGGAUGAAUGACCGACAGCCUGUUUUGACUUCUUGUCUUAUUUAUGGGGAUUGCAUUUCUAAUGAAACCAUUGAUACGUUCUUCGAAAAAAGAGAAUUUUCCAUUCGUCAACUUUGCUUCAAACUGAAACCGGCACCUGAGACAAAGCCAUUCAAUUUUAAAAUUUUCGAAUUGGAAGAGUUCGUUGUCCAAAUAAUGGAUAUCACCAACUCAACACCAAAUUGGAUUACUGUAGAAACUGUGUUGACUUCAAACUGUAUCGUAAUGUGCAUUGGGGUUUCUCCGUUCACUGGCACUGACUUGAACCGGAUAAUCAAGGGAUGGAUUAAUGGGAAUAACCCCAGAAUAGAAUAUUUCCGCGUUGUGGUCAAACGGUUCAAUCUGCAAACUCUUCUGAAUGGAAUCGAAUUUGAGAAGAGGGAAAAAACUGUCAAACGGAUGUACAUAGCAGAAAACAAGUCUUACAAAAUCCAAAGACCGAUCAAGAAACGAACCAUUUCCGGAGGGUAUGACAUUAGCCGAAGCGACGGAACAGUCGCCACGUUUCAAGUACUUCACAGCCCACAGAAUCCAACAGCAUUGUGGGAAUUUGUUAUGGUAGUUUGGAAAAAAACGGUGGAUUCUUGA
This is a messenger RNA of Caenorhabditis remanei, 1035 nucleotides long. RefSeq lists its product as uncharacterized. Lineage: Eukaryota; Metazoa; Nematoda; Chromadorea; Rhabditida; Rhabditidae. The transcript is spliced from 3 exons. The record is from RefSeq and is a predicted model, not a curated record. Gene Ontology annotation, biological process: embryo development. The coding region runs from base 1 to 1035 and encodes 344 amino acids.